Messenger RNA from Penicillium brevicompactum, 957 nucleotides. RefSeq lists its product as uncharacterized. The coding region runs from base 1 to 957 and encodes 318 amino acids. The record is from RefSeq and is a predicted model, not a curated record. The transcript is spliced from 2 exons. NCBI's taxonomy places the organism in Eukaryota, Fungi, Ascomycota, Eurotiomycetes, Eurotiales, Aspergillaceae.
AUGGACACACCACAACCUCCCCAAGUCAGGGUUGACGAGCCUGUGCAAUCGACUCCAGUACAGUCGACUGAUGCUACUUCCAGCACUCAGACUGCUCAGCCAGCUCAGCCAGCUCAGCCAGCCCCGACCGAUGGCAGUGUUAGUGUUGCGACAAAUGAUGUGGAGAUGGGAGGCACCUUGAACGCGACACCUCAACCCGAUGCGCCAACUUCAGACGUGCAAGAGAUAGCUCCCGUCCCCGCAAAGAAGAGCUCCCCCAUCAACUUCAUCGACGCCUUGACCACACCGUUUAUUGAGAUCAUUGUGGGCCAAGGAAAUAAUGACAACCCACUCAAAGCCCACCAGGGACUACUCGUGCAAUCACCCAAACUCGCCGAGCUGAUCGAUGGCCUGGCAGCAUCGGACCCGGUGAGUACCCAGUACCCAUUUACCUUACUAGACAGCGACAGUCACCAAUCGCCCAUUCACCAGCGUCGCAUCCACCUCCCUGACGAAGACGUCGAUGCUGUCGGUCACUUCGUGCAAUUCCUCUACAGGGGCGACUAUGCCAUACCCGAGUCCCACACCCCGGACCUCUCAGACGCCGAUAAAAGCGAGGAGAACAUGCUUCGCCACGCGCGCAUCUACACCCUAGCAGAGAAGCUCGGCCUCCCGGAACUGAAGAACCUCGCCCAUGGCAAAAUCCAUAAAAUCAAGGGUACACCAGGCGCGGAGCUGGCUUAUGCUCGCUACGUGUACACACAUACCAAGGACGAUGACAAUGCUAUUCGGAGACCUGUGGCUUCGCACUGGGCUAAUCAGAGUCACAUUCUGCGCCAUGAGGUUGGUGAUGAUUUCCAGAAAUUGUGCAUUGAUGUACCGAGGUUCUCGUUUGAUGUUUUGUCCAUCAUUCUGGAUCGCAAGGAGAAGAACAGCGCCCAUGAUGAUAUUAGGGGGAAGUGCUCGCAAGCGCCUUAG